GGACAACUAAUAUCAUUGAAUAUCAAUAUUAAUGUCACUGAGUUAUGUGAAAGAGAGUAUCCCAUUAGUAUAACUGUUAAUAUACUGAAUAUUAAUAAUAAGGUACAAGACAGUACCAGUAUACCAACACAAGUUAAUGAUCAACUGAUGAUUACUGGAGUAAUAACUGUACCUAAUAAUUUAAAUACAUUUAUUGUUAAUGUAUCAUUCAGUAACCUUGGAGGAGUAUAUCUAUCUACACCUUCUUUUGGAUUUGGUUUUCUUGGUCCAGUUACUAACAUUGACUCUUCAAUUGACAACUGUUCUACUAUUGAUAUAACAUGGACUGCUCCUACAGUUGAUCCUAGAGUAUCUAUACUGUAUUAUAAUCUCAGUAUAUAUGAUAAUGUUACUGGUCAGUUCUUGAGGAGUGUAUCAGUAUAUGAUACCAGUUACCAGUUUCCAGAUGAGGAAUUAUUCCGGCAUCGUUAUACAUAUGUUAUAACUGGAGUUAAUGAAUUAGGAGAAGGAAUAUCUAAUAAUGGUACAUUCUCAUAUCAAAGAGUACCAAGAUCAGUUGAAGAAGGUGCUUCAGAUAUACUCAUGAUAACAUUUAAUGAGACCAGUGCUGCUGUUUAUUAUAAUAUAACAAUUACAUUGGAGUGUACUGGUGAAUCUCCUAAGAAUGUUACAGUUACUAUAGAGUGUAAUGGAACUGGUGUUUUAUAUAAUGAUGCUACACUAGUGGAAUAUGCUAAACGACCAAUGGAUAUAACAGGAUCAGUACCAGUACCAUUAUAUCAACAGUGUAAUAUCAGUAUUGUAUUUAGUAAUGAGGCUGGUAGUAGUGAACCAUUUAUACUAGCAUUUGACACUACUCCUAUAAUCAAUACACCAUCACCUACCGGUACUUCAUCUCCUGAUUUAAUAUUUGCACUAGUAAUUAUUGGAGCUACUGUUGGUGGUAUUGCUGUACUACUGAUAAUAAUAUUAGUGAUGAUUAUAUGCUAUAGGAGAAAAGGAAGGGCUGGAGCUACUGGAGGAGAUAGUACUACUCCACCACCUGAGAAAGCUGAUACUACUGGAAAAGGUAGUGCCUGUGAUGAAACUGAUGAAAAGGAAACGAAGGAAGAUACUUAUGAAAAGAAAAUGAAGGAAGAUACUUAUGAAAAGAAAAUGAAGGAAGAAAGUGUCUUGUAAUUAAUUUUUUGACAGUCCUCGUCCAGACUAUUUACUAAUCUGUCAUUCUAAAAUAUUCUUAUGUUUUAUAGGUAGUAGCUAGUUUAAUGAUUUUUGUAUAAAAUCCAUGAGUUCAACAGAAUCAAUCAGCUAUAAAUCUA
Amphimedon queenslandica is the source of this 1319-nucleotide messenger RNA. RefSeq lists its product as uncharacterized. The transcript has 8 exons. Gene Ontology annotation, molecular function: protein binding. NCBI's taxonomy places the organism in Eukaryota, Metazoa, Porifera, Demospongiae, Haplosclerida, Niphatidae. The record is from RefSeq and is a predicted model, not a curated record. The coding region runs from base 148 to 1179 and encodes 343 amino acids.